GUCAAGUGGAGAACAUUAUCAUCUUCUGAGAUAAGCCGGUAGCAACAUCGGAGGGCCAGAUAAUAGGACGAUAAGGCAGCUGUCUCAUUACUUGUGCACAAAAUUAGUCUGGAAGCCAACUUUGUUGAAACGACUUUCUUCCGGUCUGAUAUCUCCUUCCGCCUACUCUUUCUACGGUGCUUCACACAGCACCGAACCGGAGGAUGAUAUUUUUUUCCAUCCCUUCUGUUUCUCGGACGCUUGAGAUUAGCGCCCGCCCUGGUCAAUGCUACAGGAUUUCCUCCUGGUGGAACAUAUUGAGUCGUCAUGUCCCGAGUCGGUGUCAAACAUUCCAACUGCAACCAGAUCAGCGGUUGUCAGGUCAGCGUCCUCCGAGAAUGUUCUCGUUGGAGUUACAAUGAAGUAGAACGCGCGGAGCAUUACUUCGAUUUGGCUCCGCAGAGCUACCGGCCCGACUAUGUCCCUGGUGACGGUACCGUAGUACCCCAGUCCGGUCAGAUUCUCGGCCAGAUAUAUCAUGAUUUUCUCCCCAACUUUCGGUCAUCGCCGUGGAACGCAGCACUUCUGCAGACUUGUGCUUCGUCGGGUUCAAGAAUAUCACCACCAAUUCCUCCUAUUCUAGAUGAGGAGAUGCUCAACCGUUCUUAUCUUGAGGAGAUAUCGACAUUCUCAACUAAAGGUAAUACUGUAUUUGAGUCGCGUUGGGGACUCUGCUACAGGAACGCCCUAUCCGAGCGGACCGGGCUCCAUCUGGACAUCGCCUUGGAUGGCAAUCACUGGCAGGUAAUAAGUGAAACCCGACAGACCUUUGGAUAUACCGCUGCUCAACUCAUAUGUGCGCGGGACCAACGUAAGUUACCGCUGUCAGCUCAGUACCAAACUCACUUUCUUGAUCUAAAUUUGGAUUCGAUCGAUGAGAUUCAUCUUUGCAAGGCCACUACGACCGUUUCUAUUCUGGCGCUCAGUCACAUCAAUCGCAUUGAAUUCAUCACCGCGGUCUUCCAAUGCAAAUUUACCCGUAUACAAUCCACCGAGCCUGCCCCAAAACUUUACAUCUGUCCCGAGAAAUGA
Messenger RNA from Guyanagaster necrorhizus, 1071 nucleotides. RefSeq lists its product as uncharacterized. NCBI's taxonomy places the organism in Eukaryota, Fungi, Basidiomycota, Agaricomycetes, Agaricales, Physalacriaceae. Bases 307 to 1071 code for a protein of 254 amino acids. The record is from RefSeq and is a predicted model, not a curated record. The transcript has 5 exons.